UUCUCACCAAGUUCAUCAGAACACCCGGAACACCUUCUCUACUGUCUACUGGUCCAAUCUCAGGCCAACCUCGAGAACGUAUUUGAAAGCUGAAUCUGGAGUCACAGCUUUCACACAUUUUGCAACUUGUUUUGGAAUCAGAUGAGGUUCUAGAACUGGUUUCGGAAUAUGUUCUCUAGUAAAACCAGGUUCCAAACCGGGUUCUAGAAGCAUAGCAGGUUCCAGAGUGGGCUCUAGAUAUACAGUGGGAUCAGGAUUCAGUUUGGGAGUCUCUGGGGUUGUUUCUGGGGUCAAAGCAGUGGAUUAAGAAACCGCAGUGAGAUCUGAAAAUGGGUUCCAGAGUUCCCUCCAUGUUUACUGUGCUGCUGGUCAUUUGGUGUUUGGCAUUUUCCAAUCCGGUUGGUUGCCACAGUAACAUCUCAUCUGAGCUGCCUUUAUCAGAGCUGAUGAUGCCAGGCCUGCCUGGUUUGUAUAGCACGGACCCACCACUAGCGGAGAUGGACCAUAGCAUCCAGAACUCAGAUCAAGAGCCAUAUCUGGUGCAAGAGACUGUGAACAAACCUUCAUCCUCUCUGGGGUCUGGACCAGGAAACUCAAAACAUGCCUUUGAGUUGAAACACAAACGUGAUAAAAAACCUCAGUUGUCUUCCUCCAAUUCCUCCAUAGCAGGUCUUAGGCGUCCGGUCAGCCUCCCAAAAUGCCUGCGGACCACAUCAAUCCAUACAUCCUUCAAAUACAUCAACACGGUGCUGUCCUGUUUGAUAUUUGCUGUGGGGAUCAUAGGAAACGCCACUCUGCUGAGGAUUAUCUACCAAAACAAAAGCAUGAGGAACGGACCCAACCUUCUGAUAGCCAGUCUGGCUCUGGGAGACCUGAUCUACAUCGCCAUCGACAUUCCCAUCAACCUCUACAAGCUCCUGGCCAUGCAGUGGCCAUAUGCCGAAAGUGCUUUCGGCCUCUUCCUCUGUAAGCUGUUUCCCUUCCUGCAGAAAGCUUCAGUCGGCAUCACUGUCCUCAACCUGUGUGCUCUGAGUGUGGACAGGUAUCGUGCAGUGGCAUCAUGGUCAAGAGUGCAGGGCACAGGUGUGCCAUUGGUCACUGCGGUUGAGAUCGUGGGGAUCUGGCUGCUGUCCAUUGUGCUGGCUGUGCCCGAGGCCGUCGGAUUCAGCAUAGUCUCCUUCAACUACAAUAACGUUACCCUAAGGGCCUGCAUGCUGCAGCCCCAGACGCCCUUCAUGACUUUUUACCGGGAUGCAAAGGACUGGUGGCUGUUUAGCUUCUACUUCUGCGUUCCUCUGGUUUGUUCUGCUGUUUUUUACGGCCUGAUGACUUGUGAGAUGCUCAGACACCAGAAAGGAAGUCUGCGGAUCGCACUGAGUGAACACCUCAAACAGCGUAGAGAAGUAGCUAAAGCUGUGUUCUGCCUGGUGUUGAUCUUCGCUCUGUGCUGGUUUCCACUCCAUCUGAGUCGCCUGUUGAAGCGGACCGCCUACAAAUCCCAUGAUGCACACCGCUGCGAAUUGUUGAGUUUCCUCUUGGUGCUUGACUACUUCAGCAUUAACAUGGCGACCAUCAACUCCUGCAUCAACCCCAUAAUCCUCUUCUUCGUCUCCAAGAAGUUCAAAAACUGCUUCAAGUCCUGCCUGUGUUGUUGGUGUUAUUCUGGCUCUCUCUCUAACAGUAUGCUGCCUCUCCACCAUGGGACCAGCCUGCAAUACAAACACACUGACCACUGAGGGGAAGUGAGAGAUCUGCAAUCAGCAGUUCAAACAACAACAAGGACGCCUGACGCGGACGCUGAAAGAGACAUUGUUGUGUUUGGGAGAGAACAGAAAAAGAUGGAGCGAGACUCUGUGUGUGUGUGUGUGUGUGUGUGUGUGUGUGUGUGUGUGUGUGUGUGUGUGUGUGUGUGUGUGUGUGUGUGUGUUUGUGUGUGUGUGUGUGUGUGUGUGUGUGUGUGUGUGUGUGUGUGUGUGUGUGUGUGUGUGUGUAAAAUGGCAAAUAACCAAAUAAACACCUCUAUAUCAUUGAUUUUUACCUUUUACAUAGUGUAUUUAUUCAGUUCUAAAUGUCUCUUUUUAUUAAAUACAAAUUACUUUAUAGUGGUAUAUAGUAGUGUGUAUUUAUUAUCAUGUUUUAUGUGUAAAAUACUCAACCUAUUAAAAUGAAAACAAGUCUGACGUUUAUAGCCUCACUGGCACCAUCUAGUGUCUGAAAUGUUUAUUACAUGCCCAAAUAAAUAUAAAGCUGCUGACAGAAUGAAGAACAUACUGAUUAUUUUUCUGUUCUUGGAGCCUCAGCUACAAGUGGAACAAAAAUAUGAUAUUAAUGUAAAUGAUUUAAAACUUUUAUCUCUUUAAUCUUUUUUCUUUUAUUGCCUGUAUCAAUAA
Scomber scombrus (Atlantic mackerel) is the source of this 2390-nucleotide messenger RNA. Its product is annotated as endothelin receptor type B-like. Gene Ontology annotation, cellular component: membrane. The record is from RefSeq and is a predicted model, not a curated record. Lineage: Eukaryota; Metazoa; Chordata; Actinopteri; Scombriformes; Scombridae. Gene Ontology annotation, molecular function: endothelin receptor activity. The transcript has 7 exons. Gene Ontology annotation, biological process: regulation of blood pressure; enteric nervous system development; vasoconstriction. Bases 330 to 1736 code for a protein of 468 amino acids.